GCUUCAAAUGUCAUUGCAUGUCUGAGUCCCACCAGAGGCAAUUGCUGCUGGCUUCUGAAAAUCCUCAGCAAUUCAUGGAUUACUUUUCUGAGGAGUUCCGAAAUGAUUUCCUAGAACUGCUCAGGAGGCGAUUUGGAACAAAAAGAGUCCACAAUAAUAUUGUGUACAAUGAAUAUAUCAGUCAUCGAGAACACAUCCACAUGAAUGCCACACAGUGGGAGACACUGACUGAUUUUACUAAAUGGCUGGGGAGAGAAGGUCUUUGCAAGGUCGAUGAGACUCCAAAAGGCUGGUAUAUUCAAUAUAUUGAUCGGGACCCAGAGACUAUUCGCAGGCAGCAAGAACAAGAGAGGAAGAAGAAACAGGACCUUGAUGAUGAAGAAAAAACUGCUAAAUUCAUUGAACAGCAAGUUAGAAGAGGUCUGGAGGGGAAAGAACUGGAAAAACCAGUCUACACUGAACUGAACAGAGAAAAUGAAGAAGAAAAAGUUACAUUUAAUUUAAACAAAGGAGCAAGUACUUCAAUAGCAGCAUCUUCUAAAACAAGCAGUGUCCUUGGACCGAAUGCACUGAAGAUCGUGGAAGGGGCAGUUAAAAGAAAAGAAAUGGCUCAUAGCUCUGGUCAGUCCAAAGAGAAAAAGAAGAAAUCUGCACUGGAUGAGAUUAUGGAGCUUGAAGAGGAGAAAAAAAGAACAUCUCGAAGAGACUACUGGUUGCAGCCUGAAAUCAUUGUAAAAAUUGUAACAAAAAAGCUCGGAGAGAAGUAUCACAAGAAGAAGGCAGUUGUUAAGGAAGUGAUUGACAAAUAUACAGCAGUUGUGAAGAUGAUUGAUUCUGGAGACAAACUGAAGCUUGAUCAGACGCAUCUGGAAACUGUAAUACCCGCACCAGGCAAGAAAGUGAUGGUAUUAAACGGUGGUUACCGGGGAAAUGAAGGCAUCUUGGAAUCUAUCAACGAAAAGAGGUUUUCAGCAACAAUAAUCAUCGAUUCUGGACCUUUAAAAGGACGCCGAGUUGAAGACAUCCAGUAUGAAGACAUUUCCAAACUCGCCUGAGGCACUAAUUGUGGAUCAGAGAAG
Molecule: messenger RNA, 1079 nt
Organism: Egretta garzetta (little egret)
Lineage: Eukaryota; Metazoa; Chordata; Aves; Pelecaniformes; Ardeidae
Gene: KIN
Product: Kin17 DNA and RNA binding protein
Exons: 12
Coding region: 18-1055 (345 amino acids)
Biological process (GO): DNA replication; DNA damage response
Cellular component (GO): nucleus
Molecular function (GO): double-stranded DNA binding
Source: RefSeq, a predicted model, not a curated record